Molecule: messenger RNA, 1236 nt
Organism: Cylindrotheca closterium
Lineage: Eukaryota; Bacillariophyta; Bacillariophyceae; Bacillariales; Bacillariaceae
Source: the annotation of a GenBank genome assembly
AUGAUGAUGAGAAGGCUAGAGGAUUUCAAUCCCAACCUUUACACUCCUACAGAAGAUUACACCUGCAUCAUUGCCUUUAAUGAACAGACGUAUGUGGACAAGACCAAAUGGACCAUUCGAUCUCAUUUUGCAACCACGAUAGUCUUCUGUAUAUGCUUCCUCAAGCUGUAUUUCUGGCCUCAUCACAAAGCUAUGUUCCCUGGUACUGUCUUGUCCCAAAGAAAAAUUGUGGAGCGAUUGGUUCCCUUGUUUCUCCUGAUGGAAUCCUUUUCGCAUCUGUUUGUUGGCAUGUAUCACCUGGUCAUUGAGGAGAAAACCGAAGAAACAAAUCCCUUGAAAAGCAUUUCCCAAAUGUUUGGAAUGUUUGCCGCUGUGAUUUUAUUCUUGUUUGCCCUCAUGGUGGUCAUGGCCUGUUAUCACAAACUAUCCCCAGUCACACAAGUGAUUUGGAGGUUUGGAAUCUUGGGCUUGUGGCUAGCGGUGAUUUAUGCCUACAUGUUUAAUCGGUCAGUUUUUUUGGGCAUUGAUAUUCACAUGUACGUCUUGGUGGGAGUAUGCCUCCUGUUGCUCUUGGCCUAUGGGAUCCGCAUCUUUCAUACACCCACAUCAACGACCAAUGGAUCGUCGUCGAUCUGUCACUUGUUCAACAAGUCUCUAGCAAUCUUGAUUGUGGUGUUGGCCACUGCCUAUGCCUACAGUGUAUACCGAAAAUGUGGAUCCUACGAUGGAUAUUUGGAAUGUUUCAUCAGGUGUCCACUGCCCUAUGGCCUGAAUCAUACCUCGUUUUACAAUAUUGCCAAACUAUUGGCCUUGGGUGGCUGGGCCAUUGCGGAAGAUAUCAGUCCAUCGGUUUCACUGGAGCUAUUAACUGCGGGACUGCGUGCUGCCGGAAAUGCUGGUACGGAUGAGGCCACUGUCAUUUCCGAUGGACCCGAUCUAUUUGAACCCGAUGACGACCUGGACAAGGAGGACGAUCAGGGCGACGACCAAGAUAAUAUUACAGAUGAUGUACAGCAAGAUGUGGGACAGGAUAUUGAAUCCAACGAGAAUGAUCUCGAGGAGGCAAGGAGCGACAGUUUUCUGGCCGAUGACGUCGAGCCUCGACAACCUAACGAAGAUUUCAAUAAUAUUGGAGACAAGACACUGAAACUACAAGACGCCUCACUCUCGUGUGAACUUGAAGGUGUGGUCGAUGAGGAGCAGGCAUCGUUGCCAUCUGUUGUUGAAAAAGGCUGA